Messenger RNA from Dryobates pubescens (Downy woodpecker), 1445 nucleotides. RefSeq names its product OTU deubiquitinase with linear linkage specificity like (gene OTULINL). The record is from RefSeq and is a predicted model, not a curated record. Gene Ontology annotation, biological process: protein linear deubiquitination. Gene Ontology annotation, cellular component: cytoplasm. NCBI's taxonomy places the organism in Eukaryota, Metazoa, Chordata, Aves, Piciformes, Picidae. Gene Ontology annotation, molecular function: cysteine-type deubiquitinase activity. The transcript is spliced from 9 exons. The coding region runs from base 475 to 1410 and encodes 311 amino acids.
ACACUUGGUUUUCACAUCUUGUUCUGGACUGAAAAAUCUUUGAAGGUUUCUCUCAUGUUUUUUCUUACAUAAAUGGAAGUGUACUUGAGCUUUAUUAAUCUGAAGGUCCGGGAUGAGUCACCCUCUGCCUUAUAAAAAGGAAGCUGAAUUAUGCAGAAGCUCAAGAACUGAACUUUCCUUUUGUUCUUGUAGGCAUUUGGAGAGAUGGAAAUGGUAUGUGCAGGCUAAGAGCAGGAACUGGAUAGAUACAUAUCAGCAGCAGUUUGGGUCCCAUUGGUGAUCAGAGAGUCUAAAGAAGGCUGCCAGCCUUUCUACAUUACUUUUCCUGAAGGAUCUUUGUAGAAAGAGGACAAGAUCUGAGAGACUACUUGAGACUUCUACACAGGACAGCUGUGAAAGCAUGAGGUGUGGUCCUGGACAACAGCCACCAAGCAAUUCUUGUGUCUUGUGUGGGAAAAAGUGAAAGUGAAGCUAAUGCUAAGCAUGUCUUUCCUCAUUGUUGUUUUUUGCUAUUGCAGAAGGCUGUACUGCUUUUUAGCACAGCUAGUGAAAUGGUGGAGCAACUACCUUCAGAGAAAACUCAGAAGGAAUCUCAGUGUGCUGACAGAAGUUGAUCUACUUGGUUAUAGCGCAAGAGAAUGGAAAGAAGAAACAAAGCAGGCCAAGCACAUGAGGGAGGCAUAUGAAGAAUUGUUUUGGAGAUGUCACAUCAAAUACCUGCAACAAGUCAGGAAGGACAACUACAGUGUACUAAGAGCAGUCCUUUUUCAGAUAUUCAGUCAAGGCAUUCCUUUUCCAUCAUGGAUGAAGGAGAGAGAUAUAUUGAAGCUCCCUGAAAAGCUUUUGUAUUCUCAAGGUUGCAACUGGAUUCAGCAAUACAGUUUUGGGCCAGAAAGAUACACAGGUCCCAAUGCCUUUGGUAAACUGCGCAAAUGUAUGGAGGCACUAAAGGCAAAUUGGGCUGAAAUAAGUGCUACUAAAGAUCGUGAAGAAAGAGGAAACAUGUGUAAUACACUAUUUUCUGAUGAGAGCAAGGAAUACAAACUAUAUGAGGCCAUAAAAUUCUUGAUGCUCUAUGAAGUUGUUGAAGCCUAUGAGCAGAUAAAAAACAGGGGAAAACCUGUACACAACCUUUUUCGCCUUCUCCUUGCUCGGGAUUCUUCGUCUGACCCUUUGAGCUUCAUGAUGAAUCAUCUGAACUCCAUAGGUGACUCUAUUUGCCUAGACCAGGUUGAACUGUUUCUUCUUGGAUACUUACUUGAAGUAAAGAUAAGAGUUUACAGACUGCAUAGGUUUAAUACUGAGGAAUUUCAAGUGAACUAUCCAGAUGAAUACCGAAGGGAAUGGAAUGAGAUUUCUCUCCUGACUGAGGAUGACCGCUACUAUCACAUCCCCCUUUGCAGAACAUGAAGGACCAGUGACUCUUUUUCCCUUUGUGUGUGUAU